Messenger RNA from Plasmodium inui San Antonio 1, 338 nucleotides. RefSeq lists its product as hypothetical. The record is from RefSeq and is a predicted model, not a curated record. The annotation marks the transcript as partial. The transcript is spliced from 3 exons. NCBI's taxonomy places the organism in Eukaryota, Apicomplexa, Aconoidasida, Haemosporida, Plasmodiidae.
AAACCACGUAUAUAGAUGGAAAGAUGUCAGGACAGAAGACCAACUGGUUCCAGAAAUCCCCAAGCAAUCGAAAUAUCAGAUUACAAAUCACAAGGACUAGUAAAUCAACCCAAGUCCUGUCAAGCCGUCAAUAUCAAAUCGUAGGAAGUCACUGCGACAACCUGAGAACUCGAUUAAGCCGCCCCCCAGAUGAAGAUCUAGGCAUUCAGGAAGCCGAGGAAUUGAAUCACAAGUCGGACCCAGGUCCUAACAACAUCCACGAGGACGACAAACAACCCUUCCUGGAAGAUCACAGGUACGCGAAGACCGAGGCAAGACUAGGGAGUCGCCCGGACUAA